UCAGGGCGGAGAAAUCAUCUUGUUUUGAAGUUAUUGUCCGGUUACCGAGUAUGUUCUAAAUAGAGAUAAUGCUGUAAUUUAGCUAACGUUAGCCUGUUUGCUGCUAUACAAACAAAUUUCUCUGUUAAAGCUACAGACUGUGGUUGCAGUAGAUCUAUAGUGAAUUUUCUGCAGCUUUUGUUCUGUCCAAAAGAUUCUGCAUGCAUUCAUGCCUCCUGAAUCUCAUACCAGUCAAGCCCAGCCACAUGGUAGUGUGAGGACUCUGCAACAUGCCAGCAAGAUGUCUGACCGUGAUGGCCGACAGACAGAGCCGGCUGGGCUAGAUGGUCUGCCUCCACUCUACAGCAUUGCUAAAGGAGAGGUGGUGUCUGUGCAAACCUACGGAGCCUUCGUCAGACUGCCAGGAUACAAGAAGGAAGGUCUGGUACAUGUGAGCGAGAUGUCAGCCUCUCGUGUUGAGAGUGCCUCAGAGAUUGUGGAUGUGGGGGAACAGGUGUGGAUUAAAGUCAUUGGGAGAGAGAUUCAGGGUGACAAAGUGAAGCUGUCCUUCUCCAUGAAAUCUGUCAAUCAAGGAACAGGGCGGGACUUAGAUCCCAACAAUGUUAUGGCAGAUCAGGACGCAAGGAGACGUAAGCAGUUUAGAGAUCAAACCGGCAACAGGAUCACACUGGAAGCUGUGCUCAACACCACGUGUUCAAAGUGCGGGUGCAAGGGUCACUUUACAAAGGACUGUUUCUCUGCUCCGGGCUUGCAGUACGCGCUUGUGCCUGAAGAGGACGAUGAAGAGCCACAGCAGCAGCCGACCUCCACAGUUGCACCACAGAAAGACUCAGACAAAAAGAAGAAAAAGAAGGAAAAGAAAAUGAAGAAAAAGAAGAAGAGGGAGCGAAAGGAGUCAGACAGCGACAGCAGCAGCAGCAGCAGCAACGAAUGUAAGUCCAAGAGGAGGCGCCACGACCACAGCCAUGACAGAGAGGACAAAAAGAAGAAGAAACACAAAAAACACAAGUCGCACAAACACAGCUGAGACAACAGCGCAAACAGACACACAUCUACAGUCACACACACACUGCAGCUAACAGACACAACAGGAAGUGGAGAGAAACAGUGACUGACAUCCAGCUGUGUGUCCUUUAAUCACAUCUCCACCAACAGCUCAUUAUGGAAACAUUCAUGCAUUUAAGUUAAAAUUUCAAUUUCUGUCUCUCCAUAUUACUGGAAGCAGCUCUUGGAAAGUGCUGUUUAGGCAAAUAAGUAGGUCAUGUGACAAUCCCCACUUGCCCUGAAGUAACCUCUGGCUCCCCCACAGCGGGAAGAGUCUACACAUUAUAUGUAAUCUGAUAUUUGUAAGCAAUAUGGCAGCAAGUGGCCAUCCCUUUCCAGAUAUUGUGUACAGCUAUCCGGUUUCCAGUAGUUAUCUGGGGAAUUCAUUUAGCUGACAUGAGAGUAAAGCCGACUCUUUUAGUGGGGGUAGGGGAGCUGAAGAUCCUUUAAAUAACACACAUACAGACAAAGCAACACACACAGGAAAAAGUUGACACACAAAUGGGAAGUGUAGCACGGCACAUGUAAGUGAGCGUAACAGGAUCCUCAUAAUGUAGUGACAUCCUGAGGUAGUGAGCCACUUACUGUGUGUUUGUGUGCAUUUACACAUGUGUUUUACCUACUGGGGAACAUCACAGCACACACACAACCUUCUUCCUGCAUGUCAACUGUUAACUCCAUUAAAGCUGUCUUUGUUUGUAAAGGUAACAAAACGCCUCUUGACCUCUUUGUUUGAGGACCUUCAAGUCGUAAUGUUGCUGUCAAGGUCAGUCCUUAAGGGACCAAAACGCACAAACACACAUUAGAAAUUCUCCGUCUGGGUCUGCUCCACCCAGGGGUCAUAUUAAGUUAAUGUUUUCAAGUCAGGUGGGUGUCUGAGGGUUUUAUGCAGCACAGAUCUCAGACUGGGUUAUGUCCCAUGUGGUCAAGGUUGCAAAACCAUGGAGUGACUUUUUGUUUGUUAGAAAGGAGAAAGACAAGAUAAAAGAAUGUCAGAGAAUCAACAUUUUGUAUCUUGUGUACUACUUUGACCUAGUUUCAGGCUUCUGCUUGUGGGAUUGUAGUGUGAUAGAUUGUUUUCAGCUGCAGUGGUUUGAAACCGCUCCAGUGCUCUCCAUCGGCAUUGACUCUGUUCACACACAAGGAUCAAUCACAAGGAUCUUCUUCAUUUUCUUACGUUCUCCUGUCUCUUGCUUUAACCAGACAGAUGUGUAACAAAUUUAAUAUGAUCUCAAGCCAGCACAACCAGAAGCUGCAUCUGUUCACAAUGAAUUACAUUAUUUGAUCUGA
Molecule: messenger RNA, 2334 nt
Organism: Acanthochromis polyacanthus (spiny chromis)
Lineage: Eukaryota; Metazoa; Chordata; Actinopteri; Pomacentridae
Gene: zcchc17
Product: zinc finger, CCHC domain containing 17
Exons: 7
Coding region: 209-1027 (272 amino acids)
Biological process (GO): RNA stabilization
Molecular function (GO): zinc ion binding; RNA binding
Source: RefSeq, a predicted model, not a curated record